This is a messenger RNA of Megalobrama amblycephala (Wuchang bream), 2220 nucleotides long. It is a transcript of the gene rgs16, whose product is annotated as regulator of G protein signaling 16. The coding region runs from base 649 to 1275 and encodes 208 amino acids. The record is from RefSeq and is a predicted model, not a curated record. NCBI's taxonomy places the organism in Eukaryota, Metazoa, Chordata, Actinopteri, Cypriniformes, Xenocyprididae. The transcript is spliced from 5 exons.
AUGACAGAAUUUUCAUUUUUGGGUGAACUAACACUUUAAAGUAUUUAAAAUAUAUUAAAAAAAUUAAAAACAUCUUCAUAUUCUUUAGUCAAUCAGUCGUUUACAACAGUGCAUGAUAAGGCAAACAUUUCCUGUUGCUAAUUGAACCACACAGAAAAAAUACUGAACAAGAGAUUUGAUUAUUUUUUAAGCCAACUGUAUUUCCAUAAUCUUUUAUUGUUUUGUCUAUGUGAUGAACAUAAUUAGAGACCACCAAAAUCAUAUACAGGAAAAUACAUUUCUGGUAAUUCACGUACUGCACGACUCUCUACCAGCAUCCCUCUAAAGAUUCAGAGUUGGGGACAUUGUUUUUUGUAUUUAUGCUUUUCAAAUAAUUAUAUUUCUGGAACAGUGUGUGAGCAGUGCAAAAGGACACUAAAAUGACUUAAAUUGGAGCGCUUUCAUUAACCACACUUGUGAACAUUACCAUCACUGUGGACUUUCCUGACAUUUCACAUACACAAAUGCACAGUACAUUAGUGUAGAGAGGACUUGAUUAUGAUUGGCUGAAAGGAGAGAUGACACUCUGCUUCCUGCUCUAUAUAAACUCCCUCUUCCCUCUCUGCAGACACACUGCUGAUAAUUUUUUCUUAGAGACCAUACUGCGCAAUGGAUGUUUAUUUCCCCUCCGGCUUUAUAAUGUGCAGAGGAAUAACAGGGCUCUCAAACACUUGCCUGGAAAGGGCCAAAAGAUUAAAAGCAUGCGUAGGUGGAUUUCUGCAGAGGCAAGACUUGAGCAGCCUAUGCAGAUAUAGAAAACCGAGGUUGACCUUGGAGGAAUGUCUGAUGUGGAAAGAGUCUUUUGAGAAGCUCCUGUCCAGCAAACAUGGACUAUAUGCAUUCAGAUCUUUCCUGGUGUCUGAGUUUAGUGAAGAAAACAUUGCUUUCUACCUGGCCUGUGAGGACUUCAAAAGCACAAAGUCUGCGACUAAGAUGCCAUCCAAAGCAAAGAGGAUCUAUGAGGAGUUCAUUGGAAGUGAAGCCCCUAGAGAGGUUAACAUCGACUACGAGACUCGAGACAUCACUCAAGCCAACUUGCAAAGCCCCACGGCAUCUUGUUUCGAUAUGGCCCAGUACCGCAUCUAUAUUUUAAUGGAAAAGGACUGUUAUCCCCGAUUCCUCCGAUCCGCCGCCUACCGAAAUCUAGUCAACCAGCUCAAGGUGAAGAGCACCAAGGCGAAAUCCAAAAAGGCCAUUGCGAUCAAACCACCACAUGAAGAAGAAGAACCAAAAUGAAAAACGUAGGCGCAUUUUGGCUCUAGAAAAGAUGGACGCUCGGCAAGAAGUGGAAGGGACCGGUGCGGAUCCUAAAAAAGGCUGCUUGAGGCAGUCGGAGUGCCAUGAGAUGAAGAGAACCAUGUAAUGGAGUCAGAUUUUAUCACUGCAUUCCCAGACCCCUUUAAUAUUGUCCAAAAGAGGGAACAGCAAGGCUACUGGUGGAGAAAGUAUACCUGUACUCGGCACAAAAGAGAUGCUGAUGGACUCUACUGAAGUAUGCAUGGGCCAAAAAGCACAUAGCGUACUUUCAGCAAAUUAUGUAUUUUGUAAAGUUUAUAGAAUGGAGAAAAGUGUUUUUGGUUAUUUAAUGCAUUCAUUUACUUAAUUUAUUUAUCCUUUUUUUUUUUAAAUAAAUUGAUAGUCCACUUUAAACAUUCUACUAACUAUACUUAACUUUGCAACUACAUGUCAGCUAACUCUCAUUAGAGUAUUAGUAGACUGUCUGCUUAAUAUCUGAUAACACUUUAUCUACUGAUUAUAAGUAACUUUGAAACUACGUCAACUAACUCGAACCCUAAAACUUAACCUCAGUCUACUAAUAAUCUACUACAGUCUAUUAAUACUCUAUUGAGAGUUAGUUGACUUGUAGUUGCAGUCACUUAUAGAUUGUAGAAUGUCUAAAGUGGAAAUAAAGGUACCAUGGUACAGUGAUGGUAUCUUAAUUUAAAGAAUAAAAUAAUAUAAUGAAAAAACGUGGUUUUAAAAUGGUGCAAAAAAAAAAAAAAAAAAAGGUAGCACCAUGUAAUUGACAAUCUGCCUGGGCAGCUAUGAGGCACAGAAUGUUCAAAGUUGGUGUGCUAACUAUUUAUUUUAAGUUAUUUUUGUUUUAUAAGUGUUUUUUGUUAAAUAAAUGUUCAAAUCAAUUGAAUAAAAUUUUGACAUUAAAUAAAUAAUGUGCUUUCA